AUGGCUGAGGCCACGAUUGGUCGGCGUAUUCUUGGCGAAAUCGAGGAGGCGAGCCUUGAUGAGAUCUUAUCAAUCUUCCGCAAAAGUCUUAAUUCAACGACACGCGAUCAAGCGGCCCAAGGCGACUCCUCCCCUACAGCGGGUAUACCAACGGCCAGAGGCACGCAUGCUGGACCACCAGACCCAUCUCGGGGCAAGGUCAACACUUACCCUAUCCAGGAUCUCGACAGGCUGGUCGCACAGCAUUUCAGGGCGACCCAGUCCGCCCCUCUAUCCUUGUCCGGCAGAUACUUGCCACUGAUAUAUCUACUGGUCGCAACUCUCAUCGCAGCGCCUCACAACAAAGCCGUCGUUGUUGUCGACGUUGAGGGCCGUUUCGAUAUCACGCGAGUCACACAAUGCGUCCCUCACCAGGACGUUCCGGUUCCAACGUCUACAGACGCCGGUGACGACAAUGGUCACACCACGGAGAAACAUGACAAUGCGGAUCAAGGCCGCCAAAGCCGCACAAAGGAUCAGCCCAUGAUUGCACCAGCUCGAAAAGUCACACCAAACGAUCUCAAGCAUGUUCACGUCUACCGCCCGGCCCGCGGGUCAUCAUCUCACAUUCGUGAGGUUUUGUCAGCCGCCGAGAAUCAUAUGAUAUACUCAAGGCACGCCUCCAUCGCCCGCGAAUGGUGGGGAUCGAUUGUCAUCGGCGGCGGCAGUCCUGUGGUCCUCGGUCCUGACGCCGUGAGUGUAACUACCGGGUGGAGGGGCUGGUUACGUGUCGAUCGCGAAGAUGUCCGCGGGUUUGGUCUGGGAAUCAGCAUCGAGGAGGCCUUGUUGGACAGGGACAGACGGCAGCGCGCGGUCGACGACGCCGGGUGGACGGCAAACUGCAUCUGGGGAGGGUUCAACUUCAACGGAUAA
Molecule: messenger RNA, 912 nt
Organism: Diaporthe batatas
Lineage: Eukaryota; Fungi; Ascomycota; Sordariomycetes; Diaporthales; Diaporthaceae
Exons: 2
Coding region: 1-912 (303 amino acids)
Source: RefSeq, a predicted model, not a curated record